AUGUCCCACUUUGAUGAUAGUUCCCGUGCGCGCCAUGACCGAUCUUCAGAGACACUGGAUUCCGAGUCCAUUCGGCAGAUGUUGGAGGAUGGCGAACUGGACACUAUGAGAUGGGAGGAUGAUGACAUAGCACUCCGUUCUGCUGCAUCCAACAGCAGAUUACCAUAUGAUAAACUAACUGCUCAAGAACUGCUGCAACUGUGGCAUCUUGAACCUAAUGUGGAGCUUACUAGUGAAGAUGCCAUCGAGAAUCUUCCCAUCCCCUUCAAUACUGCUUUGGUUCUUACAUCCAAAAGAAAACGGGUCAUUAUUAUUGGUGCAGGCGCAGCCGGUAUAGCAGCCCUGAAGCAGCUUCACUUUUUUGGAUUUGAUGUCACCCUACUGGAAGCACGAAAACGGCUGGGAGGUCGAGUGCACACGUACCACCAGAAGGACUCCAGUAUCGUCGCCGAUCUGGGAGCUAUGGUUGUCACAGGAAUAAAUGGAAAUCCAAUUGUGACGAUGAUGCGACAAACGCAGUGCACUCCAAUCCGAAUUGCGCCAGAUUGUCCAAUUUACGACGAAUACGGCAAACUUGUUGAUCAACGAAAAGACGAACUUGUUGCAGAAGCUUUCAAAAAAUUGGUCGACAUCAGCGUCUACAAUUGCACAUCCCUGCAUGUUUACUGA
This is a messenger RNA of Cooperia oncophora, 669 nucleotides long. NCBI's taxonomy places the organism in Eukaryota, Metazoa, Nematoda, Chromadorea, Rhabditida, Trichostrongylidae. The record is from the annotation of a GenBank genome assembly.